AUGACGAAAACAUUCAAUGAGCCUGAUAUUACCUCUUUAAGCAGCCUUGGCGUUAGAAGUGGCUUUGAGUGCCUUUCUAUCGAUGAUCGUUUAUACUCUCAGCCCUCAGCUAUCGGCGAAGACAGAGUAUACGCAAGCGCAAGUAAUACGCCAACAAAGUCCCCUCACUUGCGCGGUGCGAGAAGGCAUAAACUGUCACUUACUGCUCCAUUAUUUGGAGCCUGGUUGACAUCGCCUUCGAGUUUUGACUCAUGGAAUCCUCUGAAGACAGCGUGGGAUCGUCGGCAUCACAAUGAAUCAAAAAACCCGCCGAAAUCAUCGGUAUGCGAUUAUAUCGACUCCGACUCUAUUUGGAAAAGCACGAUAGAUGGCUCAUCAACUGAUUCAGUCGCUGGGGAGUCCGUAUUCAAAAAUUCAGAACAAUUUCAUAUUCACGAAGAGCCAUCUAUUCCCGAAACAACGCGACUCGGUACCGCUUGGCCUUCUAUUAAGUUACUAGGAUCCAAAUCUCAAGUGGAGUCCCAUGUCAAGACAGACGGCCCAUUAAGAAAAAGUCGACUUGGCCGUUUCAAGUUUCCCAAAAGACCGAAUACCGAAGUGACAUUGAAUCCUCUCCCUUCAACCAGGUCAACUUCUCAAGGACCCCUAGAAGUUAAAAUCAAAGAGGAGUUCAAAGAUGAUUUCAAUGCCGGUGCCUCUGAUAUCAGCGCUGCUCUACCUAUAUACGUUUCCAGCCACAGCUUAGAACUUGUGGAGAAGUCAUCUCUUGAGAUGGUUAAUCUUGCGAAGCAGGAAGAUGUCGGCGAUGAUGACGAUAUCUUUCGCACCCUACCCAAUAAAUUUCUAGCCCAGAUCUUUUCUGACGAAGAUCAUUCCGACUUUGGAGUUAGAAAUCAUUCUUCGGGGAAGGGAGUGAAGGGGAAAGGAACAGUUCCACCAGUCAAGUCUGGGGAAAGCUCAAGGUUGACUCAGGGGUAUAGUAAAAGUCCGAGCACUAAUGGUAGAAAGCGAAAAUGUUUGAAUUCUGAGGAUGGAAAUGAAGAGGAAGACGAGGAUAACAUCAGAGAUAUAAAGAAGGAAAAACUACAAACAACAUGGCCGCCGCAACUUUGUCCAGUCUUCGUGGCCAACCCUUCUCACCCGGACUUUCGUCCAGAUGGGAAGUUCAGCUUAUGCUCAAAGCAUGUUCCAAAGAUCCCCCAACACAUGAAACGGUACCAUAUAAAGCCAGCACAGUGCAAUAACUGUGGUUUCCGAGGAGAUGCAGGGCAGGUUAAGGAUCAUGAGGAAACAACCUCUUGUCAGAGGAAGUUGUUCGAUCCAGUUCCUCCCGCAGAUAAGGAGAAAGAAAAUCUUUUGAAAAAGAAAAGAGGUUCUCCUUGGUGUGAGGUGUUUAAAAUACAAAUGGGUUCUGAUGUGUCAAGCUACUCGGAAGCGGCAAAAUAUGUCGCUUGUCGGGAGGCCAGUUCGGACUUUUCCAGGUCUUUUGCGAAUCACUUGAAGCCGAAAUGGGAAUCGAUAAUUAAAAACUACUACGAGUCAUCUGAUUACCAAAUGUUCUCUGAAAAGCAUCCAGGUGUGAAUUUUGGUCCAAAUAACCCAUCCAGGCCAAGGUCGAAGAUCGAGAACAUCUUUGUAGAAGGGUUCCUAUUCCCCGGCCGCCCUCCCCGAGCAUUUGAAACCCCGACAAUAACGCCAAAAAUAACACCACCAACAACAACAGCAGCAGCAGCAGCAGAUAACUACCCCACACCGGUGUCCGAAAGCUCACCCGAAAAAGGAGGAACAUCGCCUUCGUCCCAGGCCAGUCCAAGCAGUCCACAAAGAGAUGACAUGCCUCAGACUGCUCCUCAGCUCCCAGCUCCCGUUCAGACGGUAGAUGUUCAGUCAAAUUGCUUAGCAGCCCAAGACCUGUCUCCGAUAUCUUGGUUUGAUUCUCCACAAAGAUAUAAUUCCUCAAUAAAUAAUAAACCUCCCCCGGCCCUGGCUGCCCACCAAACCUCCGCUGAGCACUUUAUGUCAUUUGAUCAUGAACGACUCUCCGCUUCCAACAUGCCUGGUACCGUCGAGAGAAAGGACUCAUCCCAAUCUUCCGCACAGUAUCCCGUCGAAUCUACCUUUCGGGUUUCGUCCCAACAGCCAGAUCGUUAUAACGUCCCAAUGAGCGGUAUGCCAGCAACUACCUCUCAUCCUUCACCGAUGGCACUUGAUGGGUCCGUCAGUAAUGAACUCCCCUCAGUUCAUGGUGAACUGAAUACAAGAUCCCUUGCAAAUGUUGACGGCGCUCGAUAUUUGGCCACUCCUCCUGGAUUGGGUGAUUGCUCGCCAGUUUAUUCUCAGGGGCUUAGCCAACCUGAAUUAUUUUCCGGUUUCGGCGAUGCGUCCGUGGCAAUCGGCCCCUAUGCAUCUGAUGCGUCGAAGAGAGCACCUUCAACAUGUGUGGCCCACAAGGCUUUCACCCAGACGUAUGCAAAUCCGCAUGACAUGUAUAGCUACCCUCUAAAAGACCAGGUACCGCCAGAAUCAUCUCAUUAUCAACAAACUCUCCUACUUCCCAACGGACAACCCUCGAUCUUACCUCCAGCUCUUGGUUAUGAUUUCAGCACACCUUCAGAAAGCUCUUUCAAGCAUCAAGCAGCCCCUAAACCAGUGGCGUACGAGCAAUCGGGUCUAAGUUGCCUCUACUGUGUUUUGGACGCUUCAGACGGGCAUUCAGCGGCUUUCAAUGGCCAUGCCAAAGAAUGGGAUUCCCACCAGGUCGACACACAAAAGUUUGGCGUAUCGGUGCCGGAGGGUACUGUCGGUAUUCAGAAAAACAUAUGUAAAUACACGCAUGGUGAUUUCCUGACUAGCAUGGCUUCUUUAAAUUCUGCGGAAUCUCAAUGCUCGGUCGCCGGUAUUGAAAGUUGUUCAAACGGAAAUACGGGUUCCUUACCAGGUUUGGGUUGCGCGGAGAGCGGAAUCCAGUACCUUUACAAGAAUGGUGAGACAGCUGGUCAGGAAAACAGCAUCGAAGCCGACAAUUGGGAUGAUUGGUACGACGGCGCAGGGGAGAUCGCUUGA
Molecule: messenger RNA, 3063 nt
Organism: Morchella sextelata
Lineage: Eukaryota; Fungi; Ascomycota; Pezizomycetes; Pezizales; Morchellaceae
Exons: 7
Coding region: 1-3063 (1020 amino acids)
Source: RefSeq, a predicted model, not a curated record